Cynara cardunculus var. scolymus (artichoke) is the source of this 3040-nucleotide messenger RNA. Its product is annotated as transcription factor GTE10-like. The transcript has 11 exons. Bases 480 to 2735 code for a protein of 751 amino acids. The record is from RefSeq and is a predicted model, not a curated record. Gene Ontology annotation, molecular function: protein binding. NCBI's taxonomy places the organism in Eukaryota, Viridiplantae, Streptophyta, Magnoliopsida, Asterales, Asteraceae.
CGCCAGCGAGGGAGGGGUUUUUCUAGGGUUUCAAGAACAGACCCUACCUCUGUAUCCGAUUCCAAUUUUGUUUUCCUUUUCCUUUAUUUGCUCAUAGAUCCACGUUUUGAAUUGGAUUCUUUGAAUACAUUAUCCAGUGUUUCAAUUUGCAUUCAUUUCUGUUGUUUCUUUAAUUCGUUGCUUAUUCGAUCUAGUGUUGUUUUAGUCGGCGGUCUCUAGGGUUUGAUAUCGCUAUCUGAUUCUUACAACUUUUUGAUGCAUCUCUUUGAAUUGUUCUCGAUCUGGAUCGACGUUGACGAAUCUCGUCGCUUCGGGUAACUGUUGAAAGAUGUUGACUUCGAUUCCUUGGAUCAAGGGGUAAAGCUUGGCGAAUCUUAUUGGCUUGCUCAGUGAAUGCUUUCGAGCUAUGCAGGAUUUUUUCCGAAUUGGUGAAAGGCAUUUCAUAUGGGACUUGAUUGUUGCACCUCUUGGGGCUUCUUAUGGCACCUACUAUUUCUAUAGAGUUUGCUGGACAUAGAGAGUCAAAGAAGCUCUCACAAAAAGUUGUCUCACAGAUGAUGGGGAAAACUAGAAAAGUUUCUAAAGGGUACCCAAGGGGGUUUGUUCCUGACUACCGCCAUGCCGUUGAGACCAUGGCUGAAUCAGAAGACUUUGGCGGAUCAGGGUGGCUUAAUGCCGGGAUCACUGCUUCGGAAGAACUCCGUGCCCCCAAAAGGAAAUGCAUUAGUUUGACUGGAGAUGCAUCCGAACAGUUUGGGGUCCCUUUCCAAGUUUUAUCUUUGUCAAAAUUGUCUAGUUUUCAGAGGAAGGAUUUGACCAUGAGGUUGAAACAUGAGCUUGAACAAGUUAGGACAUAUCAGAAGGAAAUUGCUAAGGUUAGCUCUGGUGAUGUGGCUUUGUUUCCUUCCAGUAAACCCGUGUCCCGUGGCAUGAAGCGGGCUCCACCUCCUGGGCAGAAUGCUGGGGGUCGCGCGAAGAAACAAGCAUCAGGUCGUCUUGACCCUGUAAACAAGGCGUUGCCACCGGUCUCUGGGAAUGCGAUGUUGAUGAAACAGUGCGAUACACUGCUGAAUCGGUUGAUCGGGCAUACUUAUGGUUGGGUCUUUAAGGUUCCUGUAGAUGUGGUAGCCUUAAAAAUUCCUGAUUACUAUACUGUCAUUAAACAUCCGAUGGAUUUGGGGACUGUGAGAACUAAGUUAACUUCAGGUAAGUAUGCUGAUCCAUGGGGUUUUGCAGCUGAUGUUAGGCUGACAUUUUCAAAUGCACUCACUUAUAAUCCUCGUGGAAAUGAUGUGCAUAUGAUGGCUGAAACAAUAAGUAAGUUUUUUGAAGUGAGAUGGAAACCAAUCGAGAAAAAGCUAUCACCGGCCGCAGAGGCAGUAGCUUCUCCAAAACAGGCUGUGCUCAUGGAAACUGUAACUGCUGUACCCAUUUCUCCUAUUGAAAAAAAGAAGAGGGCAUCAGUUGACAGUGAAAUUAAGCAAGUACCAGCUAAGAGAGUCAUGUCUGAUGUUGAAAAGCACAAACUAAGCUCAGAAUUGGAGGAGUUACUAGCAGAUUUGCCUGAAAGCAUUAUUGAUUUUCUUAAAGAGAACAGUUCCAACGGAAACCAAACAACUGAGGAUGAGAUUGAGAUUGAUAUUGAUACUCUCAGUAGUGAUACACUGUUAAAAUUGAGGAGCCUUCUAGAUGAAUAUGUGGCAGACAAACAGAAAAACACGGUAAAAGCGGAAACUUCUGAAAUUGAGCGUCACGAGUUGGGGUUCAGCAAUUCAUUGAUGCAACCCUGCAAAGCUAAUGACCGUAACAAAGAGGAUUUAGACAUUGAUGGAAAUGAUUUGCCAAUCUCAACUAUCUCUCCUAUGGUGCUAGAGAAAGAUUCAGCUGUCAGAAAAAGUAAAGGCAGUAAUUCAAGUAGCUCCAGUAGUGAAGAUGGAUCGUCCUCUGGUGAUUCUGGCACUUCUACAGGCAGUGAUGCUGAUGAUGCCAAAGCGUCUGCUGUUGUGAAUAAUGUGAAGUUGACAUUGGGCUCUGAAAGGAUAGCUAUCCCGAGUGCCACUGAACCUGAAAACCAAUCCGCAAACGGGGUGAGCCAAGUUGAGCAGAAGUCUCGGUCCAACCCCAUUUCUGGUGAAGUUGAUGAUCGUCAAGAGGGGGAGAGUGCUCAAUCCGAGAGGCAAGUCUCUCCCGUGAAGCUCUAUCGUGCAGCUCUUUUGAAAAGCCGUUUUGCUGACACCAUACUGAAGGCUCAAGAAAAGACUACUGGAAAGGGAGAGAAGCAGGAUCCUGAAAGAUCGAGACUUGAGAAGGUGGAGUUAGAAAAGCGAAGAAGAGCAGAAAAAGCUCGGUUACAAGCAGAAGCGAAGGCUGCAGAAGAGGCACGAAGAAAGGCUGAAGCAGAAGCAGCAGCUGAAGCCAAGAGGAAGAGAGAAGUUGAGAGGGAAGCAGCACGUCAAGCUCUACAAAAGAUGGAGAAGACAGUUGAUAUCGAUGAGAAUUCCCAGUUUUUGGAGGAUUUGGAAUUGCUUCAGGCUGCACCUAUGGAGCCUUUAAUAGAUGAAACAAGCCCGGUUCAUUCUCUAGAUCCUUUGGGGAGUUUUAAGUUCCAGGGAAAUAGUAAUCCUCUGGAGCAACUUGGUUUGUACAUGAAGGAUGAUGAUGAAGAAGAGGAAGAAGUCAAACCAGAUGCUGCUCCAGCUUUGAUCGAUGAUCCCGAGGAAGGAGAGAUUGAUUGAGAGUGGGUUUGUAUGGUUUUGCUGGGCUUCUUUUGGUGCUUUCCAUUGUAUAAAAAGAGAGGAUUCUUUCAGCAGCAGCUACUGAAGGUACAAGAUUUCGAGUGGGGAAAACAAGUUUUCUUUGUUGUUUUUUUGUGCAUUUCUGCAAUUUACACUGGAUACAAAUCAAAGUGUUGGGACUUUAUAUUGGGAAAAACAGAAAUAGUCCCAAAUGAAAGUGAUGCCUUCUUGUGAUGUGAGAGCUGGUUUUUAAGGUUAUAAAGCUACAUGGUCUUCCCCUACAGAAAGAGGAAAGAAUUGGUUCU